Molecule: messenger RNA, 921 nt
Organism: Sugiyamaella lignohabitans
Lineage: Eukaryota; Fungi; Ascomycota; Dipodascomycetes; Dipodascales; Trichomonascaceae
Gene: PHB2
Product: prohibitin subunit PHB2
Exons: 1
Coding region: 1-921 (306 amino acids)
Biological process (GO): mitochondrion organization
Cellular component (GO): mitochondrion; membrane
Source: RefSeq, a predicted model, not a curated record
AUGAGCGGUCAAAGAGAGGCUUGGGAGAAGUUUGCCAAGGCAGUCCAGCAGCAGGCUCGUAAGGGAGCCGGGGGAGGGGCCGGCGGUGGCGUGCCUCCUAAGGGAGUGUUUGCCGGUGUCACUGGUAUUUUUCUACUUGGAGUGGGUGCUCUUGCUAUCAAUGCAUCUCUGUUCAAUGUCGAUGGUGGUCACAGGGCCAUUAUCUACUCGAGAUUCGGCGGUAUUCAACCUCAGAUCUACCAGGAAGGAACCCAUUUCGCGAUCCCCUGGUUCCAGAAACCCAUUAUUUAUAACGUUCGAGCCAGACCUAGAAACGUCGCUUCGUUGACUGGUACUAAAGAUUUGCAGAUGGUCAAUAUCACAUGUCGUGUUUUGUCAAGACCACGGGUCGAGUCUCUAGCUACUAUUUUCCGUACUCUUGGUACCGAUUAUGACGAGCGAGUAUUGCCAUCCAUUGUCAAUGAGGUUCUUAAGAGUGUGGUAGCACAAUUCAAUGCCUCGCAAUUGAUCACUCAACGUGAAAAGGUGUCGAGAAUGGUCCGUGACAAUCUUGUCAAGAGAGCAUCCAAAUUCAACAUUCUACUUGACGAUGUCUCAUUAACGUACAUGACAUUCAGUCCCGAGUUCACUGCUGCCGUUGAGGCCAAACAAAUUGCCCAACAAGAGGCGCAAAGAGCUGCUUUCAUUGUUGACAGAGCCAAACAGGAGAAACAAGGAACCAUUGUCAAGGCCCAGGGUGAGGCAAGAUCGGCUGAACUCAUUGGUGAGGCCAUUAAAAAGAGCGGUGACUACGUCGAACUAAAAAGACUGGACACUGCCCGUGAAAUCGCCGAGAUCCUCAGCAAAUCCGGCAACCGCGUCAUGCUCGACAACAACUCGCUCCUGCUCAACGUGGCCAGCGACUACAGAACUAAGAAAUAA